This is a messenger RNA of Dictyostelium discoideum AX4, 4017 nucleotides long. It is a transcript of the gene pyk3, whose product is annotated as protein tyrosine kinase. The transcript has 2 exons. Lineage: Eukaryota; Evosea; Eumycetozoa; Dictyosteliales; Dictyosteliaceae. Gene Ontology annotation, molecular function: protein serine/threonine/tyrosine kinase activity; catalytic activity; protein serine kinase activity. The coding region runs from base 1 to 4017 and encodes 1338 amino acids. The record is from RefSeq and is a predicted model, not a curated record.
AUGGAUAGUUUUAAUAAUAAUAAUAAUAAUAAUAACAAUAAUAACAAUAAUAAUAAUAAUAUUAAUGGUGAGGGAAUUACGCUGAGAACCCUAUUAAAUUCAUGUACCAAUACUAGUAGUAAUGAACAACUAAUUGUAAAUAAUGUAAAUAAAAACUCAAAUAUAAUCAAUAAUAUAAAUAUAAAUAAUACACCAUCACCAAUUUCGACAUGUAUAAAUGUAAAUAAAAUAGAAUUAAGGGGUAGUAGUAAUGGAAUAUUUUUAAAUAGUAAAAUUAAGGUACCAUUACCAAAUUCAACAUUGCUGGAACAACAACAAGAUGGUGCUGAUGAACAAGAUAAAAAACAACAAUCUCUUUCUGAUAAAAAUAUACUGUUUUCAAGUGGAGAUAAAGAAUUUUUAAAUCAUGGUUCAAAUAAUAUCAUAACUGACCAAAAUACAUUAUUAUAUCAACUUCAACAACAACAACAAAAAGAAAAAGAAAAAGAAAAUGAUGAAAUUAUGAACCAUGAUGAUAUAAUAGGGUAUAAUGAAGAGAAUGAAGAUAACUUUUUCAAUGAAGGUAUGGAUCCGAUAUUGGCUCAUUCAAUUGAACAUCAUCUUCAUAAUCAUCAUCAUCAUCAUGGUGAAUUUGAUACUCAAGAAAAUGAAGAUACCAGUGGUGAAUCAAGUGAUGAAUCUGAAAACAUUGAUGAGGUAUUGGUCUAUACUGAAGAUAUUGAAUCAGAGAAAGAGAAAAAAAGAGAAAGACUUAUUACAUCUCCACCAAGUUUUGAUCCACAUACAUUAUAUUCAAUGUCACAAUCAUUAUUAAAUUGCAGUUUAAAUAAUAAUAAUAAUAAUAAUAAUAGUAUAAGUUCACCUUCUUCUUCAAUAAAUAAUAGUGGUAAUAAUAUUAACUUAAAUAAUAGUGGUAAUAAUAAUGUAAAUAGUAAUAAUAAUACCAAUAUUAUUAAUAAUAGUAAUGAUAAUUUUAUAUCACAACCAUUAUUUAAUCCAUUAUCAAUGCCAAACAAUGAACAAUAUGAAUUAUUACCAAACCCAACUACAACAACAUCAACAAUAACAUCAACAACAACAACAACAACAAUUACAAAUUUACCACCUGCUUUACCAUCAUUUCCAUCGUCAUCUUCAAUUAAAAGUUUAAAGAAUAGUUUUGGUAGUAAUAGUAUAACAAGUAGUGGUGAAUUAAAUAAUGUAUUUUCAUCAUCUAUGUCACCACCAAUGUCACCACCAAAUCGUAAUGUUAGAAGUUUAACUUUUCCUGGUACAAAUCCAAUAAAUUGCAUAAAUACAAGUGUUAUAAAUUCAAUUACAGCGAAUACAAAUUGUAUCAAUCAUCAUCAUCAUCAUCAUCAACACAAUCAUCAUAAUCAUCAUCAAGGUCAUAAUAAUAUCAAUAAUAGUGGUCACAUUAGAAAGAGUGCAGAUGAUACAGUUACAUUAUCACCAACAUUAUCAUCAGGAUCAUCAUCAACAUCAUCAUCAAAUCCACAUCAUCCAAAUCAUAAUCAUCAAAAAGGUUUAAACAAUAAAACAUUGGAGAAAUUAAGUUGUACUAGAAAAGAGAUUUAUGAAUUAAUAGAGAAAAAAGAAUCAUUAAUUGAGAAACAAAAUCUAAUUGAUGAAGGUUAUUCAGAGAAUGCUGAUAGUUUUGAAAAUCUUUCAGAAGAAAUUCAAAAAAUCAAUGAAAAAAUUAUUGAAUUGGAAAAUUUAAUAACAUCACUUUCAAAUAGUAAUAGUAAUUGGAGCCUUAAUGGAAGUAGUACUAGUACAAUAAGUUGUAAUCCUCUCUCACCAAGAUCAAUGAAUCCAUCAUCAUCAACCUCUUCCACUUCUUCAAAUUUAACAAAUUCAUUAAGAAAGUUUUCACAAGAAUUAAAAAUUGAACUUAGACCAUUGGAUUUAAGAGCUGAAUUAUAUAGUAGUAUAAAUACUUCUCCACGCGGUAGUGCAAGUAUUAGUGGUGGUAGUGGUAGUGGUGGUGGUGGUAAUAAUAAUGGAUGUUUUAAAACAUCAUCAAACUCUUCAAUAAAUAGUCCAAUACAAUUCUUUGAGAAUGAAAAUGAAUCAAUUGAUUCUUAUGAAAAAAAGAAUGAAGAACAAUUUGAAUCAUUAACUCAAUUGAUACGAGAGAAUCAACUUUAUACAAAACCAAUUGAAUUUAAAGAAAUUAAAUUAUUGGAGAAAUUAGAAUCAAAUUCAAAAUCAAGUAAUAUUUGGCAAAUUGAAUAUAAAUCAACUCAAUUAGUAUUAAAACAACCAAAAGAUCAAGAUUCUGAUAAAAAUAUUGAAAAAAGAAAACAAUUAUUUAAUGGUAGUAAUGUUAGUGGAAGUAAUAAUAGUGGCAGCAGUGGUGGUAAUAAUCAUAAUCAUCAUCAUUGUAAUAAUAGUAAUGGUAGUAAUAGUGAAGUUAUACCAAGUAAAUAUACAAUGAUUCAACAUAAAAAUCUUGGAUUAUUAGUUGGUUGGUGUGGUGAUUCAAUUAUUUUUGAAAGUUUUAAAGGUAUGAAUUCAUUACAUGACUUAAUUCAUAGGGAUGGUUUAAAGAUUGAUAUGGCACUAUUUAUAAAGAUAAGUAAGGACAUUGCAAGCGUUAUGGGAUUAUUACAUUCAAAAGAUGUUGCACAUGGUAAUUUAACAAGUAGGUCCAUUUAUCUUGAUAGAUUUCAAAUUGUAAAAGUAUCAUUCCCAAAGUUGAAUGCUACCGAUUUAAAUAAUCCAGCCAUUGAACCAAGAUAUAUGGCACCGGAAAUGACAAGAAUGGAAGAGGAUCAAAUAUCAUGUUCAAUCGAUGUCUAUGCCUAUGCCUUUGUUUUAUGGGAGGCAUUGACUUCGCAUUUACCAUUUAGAAAAUUCAAUGAUAUCUCUGUGGCUGCCAAAGUCGCCUAUGAAAAUCUAAGACCAAAGAUACCAACUUCAUGUCCAUUGAUCAUCCGUAAACUAAUUAAUAGAUGCUGGGCUCCUCUACCAAGUGAUAGACCAACUUUCAAUGAUAUCUUAAAACUUUUCGAUCAUUUGGAGGGAAAAUUAUUCUUUUCUUCACCAGGUAUACUUUGGUCGUUAAAUAAUGAUCAAGAGGUGGAGAGAGAACUUCAAAAGAAAGAGCGUUUCAAUGAAAUUACAGAGUUUUUACGUGGAAAGAAAGAAAUUAAAUUUGAUGAAGUUGCCAUCGUUGAAAAGGUUGGUGCCGGAAGUUUUGCAAAUGUUUUCCUUGGUAUUUGGAAUGGUUAUAAAGUUGCCAUCAAAAUAUUAAAGAAUGAAAGUAUUUCCAAUGAUGAAAAAUUCAUAAAAGAAGUUUCAAGUUUAAUUAAAUCUCAUCAUCCAAAUGUUGUCACUUUUAUGGGUGCCUGUAUUGAUCCACCAUGUAUCUUUACAGAGUAUCUUCAAGGUGGUUCUCUUUAUGAUGUUUUACAUAUUCAAAAAAUUAAAUUAAAUCCAUUAAUGAUGUAUAAAAUGAUUCAUGAUUUAUCUUUAGGUAUGGAACAUCUUCAUUCAAUUCAAAUGUUACAUAGAGAUUUAACAAGUAAAAAUAUUUUAUUGGAUGAAUUUAAAAAUAUUAAAAUUGCAGAUUUUGGAUUAGCAACAACUUUAAGCGAUGAUAUGACAUUAAGUGGUAUAACUAAUCCACGUUGGAGAAGUCCAGAGCUAACAAAAGGAUUGGUGUAUAAUGAAAAAGUUGAUGUAUACAGUUUUGGUUUGGUGGUUUAUGAAAUUUAUACUGGUAAAAUACCAUUCGAAGGUUUGGAUGGUACUGCAUCUGCAGCUAAAGCUGCAUUUGAAAAUUAUAGACCUGCAAUCCCACCCGAUUGUCCAGUGUCCCUUAGAAAAUUAAUUACAAAAUGUUGGGCUUCCGAUCCUUCACAACGUCCAUCAUUUACCGAAAUUUUAACAGAAUUAGAAACAAUGAAAUCAAAAUUCAUUAAACAACUUAGUUUCUUGAAUGAUUUAAUUCAAAAUCCAGAUGAUGAUUAUAAUAACAAUUUAAAUUAUGAUGAAGAGGUUGAUAGUUAG